Messenger RNA from Mucor mucedo, 348 nucleotides. RefSeq lists its product as uncharacterized. Bases 1 to 348 code for a protein of 115 amino acids. NCBI's taxonomy places the organism in Eukaryota, Fungi, Mucoromycota, Mucoromycetes, Mucorales, Mucoraceae. The transcript has 3 exons. The record is from RefSeq and is a predicted model, not a curated record.
AUGUCACGUACACCUAUUUACACCGAGGUGGAGAAAUUAAUUAUCCUCCAGAAAUGUGUAAAGCUGGAAAAGGUCAAAUCUGAUAGUGCAAAAGAAAGCUCAACCACUCAAACCCCUACGAGGACAUCAAAAAAGAGUACAAAGAGAAGUCGCCAAGUUAGCACUUCAGCAGCAUCAUACUCCCGCAGUAAAUGUAGCUCCUACCAAGAGGAGGGGGAUGAUUCUGCGAGAAGUCGUCAAUACCAAACUAUCAAAGAAAUACUCUGUCUGUCCCAUUUGACACUUUCGUUCAAAGCCCAUCUAUUUGUUAACUUUUUUUCUGAAACACCCAACCAAGUUGACAAAUGA